UGUAUCGUCGCCAGAUCGUCCCUUUUUUGUUGGUAAAGUAGUCCGCUUCUUGUAGUGUCCGGAAGGAAACAAGCGAUCACAUCAUUUAUUCCGCUGCUAAAACCGCGGAAGCAGCUGUAAUCCAGGAUGGCUCACGGUGCCAGGAGAGAUUCUCCGGAGCUCCCGGACUUCUCUUUGCUCAAGAGGCUGGCAAGAGAUCAGCUCAUCUACCUUCUGGAACAGCUGCCGGGUAAAAAAGAUCUCUUCAUUGAAGCAGACUUGAUGAGUCCAUUGGAUCGAAUUGCAAAUGUCUCAACACUAAAGCAACAUGAUGUUGAUAAACUCUACAAAGUGGAGCACAAACCUAUUCUAAGCACCUCAGAUCAGCUCUGUUUUCUGAUCCGGCCAAGAAUAAAAACUGUGAAGUGGAUAUGUGAUGUGGCCAACACAGACAAGGCAUCUGGAAAAUUUAGAAGAUACAAGAUAAUCUUUACCCCCCAAAAGUUUUAUGCAUGUGAGGCUGUGCUAGAGGAGCAGGGCAUCUUUGGUGAUGUGACCAUUGAUGAAUGGGCUUUCUACCUUCUUCCACUGGAUGAUGAUAUCAUCAGUCUGGAGCUGCCCGAGUUCUUUCGAGACAACUUUCUGGCAGGAGACCAGCGGUGGGUGAGGACAGCCGGCAGCGCUCUGCACCUCCUUCACUCCCUUUACGGGCCUUUCUCGAAGGUCUACGGGAUUGGACGCUGUGCUAAGAUGACUUACGAGUCUUGGAGGGAGCAGGUGGAAGAGGGAGAAAAAAAAGCUCAUAAGGCUGAAAUCGGGAAUGUUUUUCUUAUUGACCGAGACGUGGACUUCGUCACGCCGCUGUGCUCACAAGUCGUCUAUGAAGGACUCGUGGAUGAUAUAUUCAGGAUCAAAUGUGGAUGUGUGGAGUUUGGACCCGAUGUCACUUCUUCUGACAAAAGUGUGAAAGUCAUGCUGAACUCUCAGGAUAAAGUCUUCGGUGAAAUCAGAAACGAACAUUUCUCUAACGUCUUUGGAUUUCUCAGCCAGAAAGCCAGGAACCUCCAGACUGCAUAUGAUAAACGUCGGGGGAUGGACAUAAAGCAAAUGAAGGCAUUUGUGUCAGAGGAGCUAAAAGGCUUGAAACAGGAGCAUCGGCUGCUUAGUCUACACAUCGGUGCCAGUGAAUCUAUAAUGAAGAAGAAAACAAAGCAGGACUUUCAGGAGCUGUUGAAGACAGAACAUUCUUUACUUGAAGGAUUUGAAAUCCGUGAAUGCAUUUCUUUCAUAGAGGAGCACAUCAACAGACAGGUUUCCAUGAUAGAAAGUUUGAGGCUGCUUUGUCUUCUGUCUAUCACAGAAAAUGGACUUCUUCCAAAAGAUUUCCGAUCAUUAAAGUCGCAGUAUCUUCAGAGCUAUGGAGUGGACCACCUACUCACAUUUUCCAACCUGAGGCAGCUGGGGCUGCUGGUCGAGCAGCAGCCUGGGGAGACACUUACGGUUAUGGAGAGCAAAGUGGGCAAACUGGUCAAUGACCGAACUGCAGGAAAGCUGACUGAUGCUUUUUCCUCUCUGGCAAAGAAAAGCAAUUUCCGAGCAUUGAGCCGAAAGCUUAAUCUGGUGCCAAAGUCAGAUGAAGAAUAUGACUUGCGUGUCCCUCGAGACAUGGCUUACAUCUUCAGCGGCGCUUACAUCCCUCUGAGCUGCAAACUCAUCGAGCAGGUGCUGGAGCGCGACGGUUGGACGGGGCUUGAAGAAGUCAGCAGGCUGCUAAACGGCCAUGAAUUUGCUGUUACAGGAAGCAGCGGAGCUGAUUUAAGAGCAAAGAGCGAAGCUAAGCACAUCAUUUUGGUCAUGUUCCUCGGUGGAUGUACCUUCUCUGAGAUUUCAGCCCUUCGUUUCCUUGGCAGAGAGAAAGGAUACAAAUUUAUUGUGGUAACAACUGCCAUUACAAACAGCUCCAGACUGAUGGAGGCUCUGCUGGACAACAACAUAUGAAGAAAUGUGACGCAUUCCUGCAGCCAACUGUCAUACAUUCCCCGAAGCACAGACUCAGAAAUAUUCACUUUAUCUGACCGCAAGAUAACUGUAAAAAUGUAUAAAGCUAAUAAACGUUGGUUUUUAAAAUUUGUGUUUCUGU
This is a messenger RNA of Melanotaenia boesemani (Boeseman's rainbowfish), 2119 nucleotides long. It is a transcript of the gene vps33b, whose product is annotated as VPS33B late endosome and lysosome associated. NCBI's taxonomy places the organism in Eukaryota, Metazoa, Chordata, Actinopteri, Atheriniformes, Melanotaeniidae. The transcript is spliced from 24 exons. The coding region runs from base 127 to 1977 and encodes 616 amino acids. Gene Ontology annotation, biological process: intracellular protein transport; vesicle-mediated transport. The record is from RefSeq and is a predicted model, not a curated record. Gene Ontology annotation, cellular component: lysosome; CORVET complex.